Molecule: messenger RNA, 3136 nt
Organism: Haliotis rufescens (red abalone)
Lineage: Eukaryota; Metazoa; Mollusca; Gastropoda; Lepetellida; Haliotidae
Product: pre-mRNA-splicing factor RBM22-like
Exons: 9
Coding region: 25-1344 (439 amino acids)
Cellular component (GO): U2-type catalytic step 2 spliceosome; Prp19 complex; U2-type catalytic step 1 spliceosome
Molecular function (GO): pre-mRNA binding; metal ion binding; U6 snRNA binding
Source: RefSeq, a predicted model, not a curated record
UCUUUUAGUUAGCUCCUCUGAAAAAUGGCGACGUCCAAGGGAGCGAAUACGUACAAUCGUCAAAAUUGGGAAGAUGCUGAGUUUCCAAUCUUGUGCCAGACAUGUCUUGGGGACAAUCCUUAUAUUCGAAUGACCAAGGAAAAGUAUGGCAAGGAAUGUAAGAUCUGUGCCCGACCCUUCACUGUGUUCCGCUGGUGUCCCGGUGCUCGCAUGCGCUUCAAAAAGACAGAAGUCUGUCAAACCUGCAGCAAGAUAAAGAAUGUCUGCCAGACGUGUCUCCUGGAUUUGGAAUAUGGUCUUCCUGUCCAGGUUAGAGAUGCAGCCCUGAAAGCCUAUGACAACAUGCCCAAGUCAGACGUCAACAAGGAAUAUUACACACAGAACAUGGAACGAGAAAUUGCCAACAGUGAUGGCACCAACCCUGUGGGGGCACUUACAGGGAAGGCCCAGGCGCCGAGCGACAUGCUGCUGAAGCUGGCCAGGACCACACCCUACUACAAGAGGAACAGGCCACACAUCUGCUCAUUCUGGGUCAAGGGGGAGUGCAAGAGAGGAGAGGAGUGUCCAUACCGUCACGAGAAGCCAACUGAUCCAGAUGACCCUCUGGCUGACCAGAACAUCAAGGACCGGUUCUACGGCAUGAAUGACCCUGUGGCGGACAAGCUGAUGAACAGAUAUUCCAACAUGCCAAAGCUGGAAGCUCCGGAGGACAAGACCAUCACAACCUUGUAUGUUGGUAACCUUGGAGACAAGGUGACAGAGCAGGAUCUCAGAGAUCACUUCUACCAAUUUGGUGAGAUUAGGUCUGUGAAUGUGGUCGCAAAACAGCAGUGUGCUUUUGUCCAGUUUACGGAAAGGCCAUCAUCAGAGACAGCCGCAGAGAGGUCGUUUAAUAAGCUCAUCAUUAAUGGUCGCCGGCUGAACAUUAAGUGGGGUCGGUCACAGGGCCAGCAACAACUGACCGGCAAGAAGGAGGACGAUGGUCAGAUGCUGGAACCAGUGCCAGGGCUUCCAGGAGCUCUACCACCCCCACCAGAAGAACUGGGCAACAACUUCUUCAACCUCCAGGGCCCACCCCCAGCACUGCCGCCCCUCCCACCCAGGGGGAUGAUGCCCCGUGGGCCUCCACCCAUGCCUCCGUUUGGCAUCAUGCCAAGAGGACCACCACCUAUGGGUAUGCGCAUGCCUCCCCCUCCCCCGGGUAUAAUGCCCAUCAGGCCACCCCCAGGGGUACACAUGAGACAUAUGGUGCACUAUCCAUCACAAGACCCCACAAGGAUGGGGGCAGUGUCGUCAGGGAAACAGCCACAGCAGCAGCCGCCACAGCAACAACAACAGACUUAGCAAUCUCUUUCAGGUGGCUGGAAUCAUUAACAUGUGAAUACUGUAAUGCAAUUGUGAGAGAAAUGUCACAUGAUAUGUCCUUCUUCAUAAAUAUUCUUGUUUGUUAGAUGUCUUUGUGAACUUAAAAUGACCCCGCAAUAUUUCUGUAUUUUCGGGUAUAAACAAUUUGAUAAUUUUACACCUAUAUGCUCUUAAUAAGGAAUCAUUGUCACAUGAUUGGUGUUCAAAGACCCUCCAACCUUUCUGAGAUGUGACCGAUGAUGAAAAUAUGUUUCGGCCAAAAAACACUGAAUAAAUAAAAAAAACUUGGGUUUCUACUUUUGCAAGAUGGCAAAAUCAACCUGCCUCUCUGUUUUUUCUCAGCUUGAUAAUGUGUUUCUUAAGACAGAGUUUGCUUGUUUGGAAUCCAAAUGUGUCAGCGGAUGGAGAUGACAGCACAGAGUUGUAGCCAAAUAUAUUGUAGCCAUACUCGGCUGUAACUUGACAACCCUACAUAAGACAGGACAGUUGGGAGGGGUUGGGAAACAAUACACUCGGCAGCAACCAAAUACUCUGUGUCAUAGUUUAUUAUCUUUAUAAGUGGUCAUUUCAAUCAUGAGUUCCCAAAUUGACAGUGUUGAUGGAAUGGAGUUAUUCCCCUUCUUGUUCGGAGUUAUUUAGUUGACUGUGUGGGUGUAUAUCAAUCUCAUCAAAAUCAAAUCUUUUGCUCCCUCUUCUAUGAAUUUGUGUGAAGAAUACAUCUGAAAUUAAGAAUGUACUCCCUUUGUGUGUAGAUGCCAUGGUAUUUAGAAACAACAGCGUGUAUAAAAUAUCUACAACAAUAUAAUGUAUGGCCUAUAUUAUUUACAUUUGGAACUGGCCUAAUAAUUUCAUUUUUGAGAUUAGAUAUGCUGGUCAGAAUGCAAGGCUAACUUGUUUUGAGAAUUUAAACCCUUAGUUUAGUAAGUUUACCUGGUGUGAACUCCAUUGAAGGGUUUGUCAGAUCUUCACACAUAGGUAUUGUGUUGGAGUGCUAGCUCUAAUUUUAAUGAGAAUGAGGUUCAUAUUGGUGUGAAGUGGAACAGUCUUUGUCCAAUUUCCGUUCCUCCUAGUCAAACUAUUAUGUAUAUGUUGACUGCAUUAUCACAAGGUGAAGUUGGAAUGGCAAGGUUGUGUUCUAGAUGGAAGCCUGAGCUAGUCGGUUCCAGCUAUUAUGUGUUCAUGUCUACUAUGUUCACUCCACAGUGUUAGCAUUGGUUCAUUCCAAUAGUACAAAUGUGUGUGUUUGUAACCAUCAUACACGUUAUGUACCUUUUGUCACAUCAAUGUUUCCACCCUCAAGAAUGUUGUCAUCAUCAAGGCUUCAUGGAUUUGUAGCCACUGCGAUCCUCCUUCACCGUGAAUACAUCGGGUGUUGCACAAUAAAUAUUGUCAAUGUAAUCUUAAUACUCACUGGUUUUCCCUCUCGCUAGAAACAGGCCGUGGUUUGAUUGGUUGGUUAAAAAUAGCCACAACACUGUAAAGAGACUGGAUGUUUUCAUGGCUGAUGGAGGCUCGUAGUGUUUCCAAACCCAUGAAGUACUGACGCUGAAGUUAUGCAUCAAAUUGUUAACCAGUAUAUUCGAACUGCUGUGCUGUAUGAAUGUGGGGGGACAUUCCACAUGGCAACAUAAACUUGUGCCCACUCCUCAUUAUACUCUGAACAUUUUAUUCAUGCACAUUGUUUUUAAACAUCAUACACUUUGUAUCAGAGGAGAUGCAAAACCAGGAAUCAUUUCUUGUAAAUACUGGAUAAUAAAAUUUGAAAAUGUCA